Mucor velutinosus is the source of this 2025-nucleotide messenger RNA. RefSeq lists its product as uncharacterized. Gene Ontology annotation, cellular component: mRNA cleavage and polyadenylation specificity factor complex. The record is from RefSeq and is a predicted model, not a curated record. The coding region runs from base 1 to 2025 and encodes 674 amino acids. The transcript is spliced from 6 exons. Gene Ontology annotation, molecular function: protein binding. NCBI's taxonomy places the organism in Eukaryota, Fungi, Mucoromycota, Mucoromycetes, Mucorales, Mucoraceae.
AUGGAAACGGCAUCACACAACAAAUGGGAAGACGAUCACUCUGGAGGAGCAGGUGGAGGAGGAGGAGGAGGCGGUCGUCGUCCCAUGAGAAUGUCAGGUAGAGAAGAUGGCGGAGGAGGAGGAGGAGGCAAUAUACCAUUCUCAAAGAUGAUCUUCGACGGUAAAAGAAUGAGAAAGGCUAUUCAGAGAAGAACAGUCGAUUAUAACCAUAGUGUUGCUAGAUGGAUGCAGGAGCGUGUAUGGAUUCGAGACAGACGGGAUUCGCGGUACUUAAGGCCUGACCCCAACUUUAUCGUUAAUAUGCUUCCUCCUGUUGCCUACCUCGAUAACCCGAUUAAUGCUGUAACGACUAAAUUCAUCCACACAUCCACCAACAAGAUCAGAUUUCCUGUCAAUGUAGUUCGAUGGACACCCGAAGGUCGUCGAUUGAUUACAGGCUCUUCCAGUGGCGAAUUCACUCUAUGGAACGGACUCACGUUCAACUUUGAAACUAUCCUCCAGGCGCAUGAUUCAGCCGUGCGUGCCAUGAACUGGUCUCACAAUGAUAACUGGAUGAUUACCGGAGAUCACAGUGGUAUCAUCAAAUACUGGCAAUCCAACAUGAGUAAUCUGAAAAUGUUCCAGGGCCAUAAAGAAGCCAUCCGUGAUCUUACUUUUGCACCUUCUGAUACUCGUUUUGCCACCUGCUCAGAUGAUUCAUUGAUCAAAAUUUGGGAUUUCAAUACGGGCACUGAAGAAAAGACGCUGACAGGUCACGGUUGGGAUGUCAAGUGUGUCGACUGGCAUCCUUAUAAAGCAUUGCUAGCUUCUGGAAGUAAAGAUAAUCUGAUUAAACUGUGGGAUCCUAAAACUGCAAAGAACAUUACAACACUACAUGGCCAUAAAAACACGGUACUAGCUCUCGAAUGGAACCAAAACGGCAACUGGCUAGUUACUGCGGGUAGAGAUCAACUGGUCAAGGUGUACGAUAUCAGAACAAUGAAAGAGUUGCAGAUCUUUAGAGGCCACAAGAAGGAAAUCUGUUCUGCUAAAUGGCAUCCUCAACAUGAAAGACUGCUAGCUACUGGUGGUUCCGAUGGUGCAUUGAUGUUCUGGAUGACCGGCCAAGAUCAACCUGUAGGUGAGCAAGAGACAGCACACGAAAGCAACAUCUGGUCAUUAGACUGGCACCCUGUUGGGCACAUACUUGUCAGUGGCUCCAAUGAUCACACAACUCGUUUUUGGACUCGUCCUAGACCAGGAGAAUUGACAUCUGAUAAGUUUGACUCGAGUCAGCAUCAUGAUGAAGAACCAGCAACUGUCAAAAACGAGGAUUAUGGUAGACAGCAAUUCACAGAGCCUCCUCCCUUUAGGCCUCACAACGCUCAGGGCCCUCACAACAAGGUAGAGCCACCGCCCUUCAGACCAGCCAAUAUGCCUCGUCCUCCUUCCAUCAUGGAUAACAAUGGCCCUCCACCCUUUAGACCCAACAGUAACUUUGGCAACAAUGCUCCUCCUCCAUUCAGACCUCCACCUCAGCAACAUCAAGACAUGAUGGGCGGCAUGAUGAGACAGAAUCAAUCCCUUCCACCUCAACAAAUGCAGCACAUGCAACACCAGCAGCAACAAUUUGAUGGAGGAUACAGACCACAACAGCAGCAACAAAGAGGAGGCAAUCCACGUCAAUUUGGCAGAGGAGGCAUGCAACAACAGCAGCAGCAAAGACAUAACCCCAAUGAUCGCAAUACGCAGCACCAACAAGGAUAUAGACCUCCUCCUCCCAUGAUGAAUAAUAACAACAACAAUGGCAGAUACAAUGACUUUCAGCAACAGCAACCACCGAGAAUGAUGAACAACAGCAAUAACAAUAUGAACAAGAGACCUUAUCCUCAACAGCACCAGCAAGACAAUCUGCCAGGAUAUCGACCUCCUCCUCCUUUCAGCGGUGGUGGCAAUGGCAGUGGUGGCGGAAACCAACAUCAUCACCAACAACAGCAGUUCCAACAGCCAAGAGAUUCAAACAAGAAGCCAAGAAGAUGGAAUUAA